CUUCUGAACUUCUGGCUGGAUGAAUGCCAGAAAAGGCACCGCGAUAAAUGCGCAUACGUGGGAGAGCUUGUUUUGGAGCACGAAUUUGCUUCGCCUACAAGACUCCUGCGCGUCGGCGAGGAAGGCGAGAACAUUGUCCUCGUGCUCUCGGCCGGUCUGAAGCGAGAUGAAGGCGGCUUCGGGCCCUCUUACACCGCGUUGAGCCACUGCUGGGGAGACCCCAAAAGUGUGCCGCAAACGACAAAGGCAAAUCUGGAGCAUAUGAUGCGUGUUGGUCUUCGUCAUGAUGAGUUAUCUCCAACAUUCCAGCAUGCUGUUAAGAUUGCGAGAGAGCUCAAUAUCGGGUGGCUCUGGAUCGAUUCUUUGUGUAUUGUUCAAGAUGACAAGACCGACAAGGACCGCGAGCUACCACUGAUGGAGAUAAUCUACUCCAUGGCUAUCUGCACUCUCGUCGCA
Molecule: messenger RNA, 456 nt
Organism: Colletotrichum acutatum
Lineage: Eukaryota; Fungi; Ascomycota; Sordariomycetes; Glomerellales; Glomerellaceae
Product: heterokaryon incompatibility protein-domain-containing protein
Exons: 1
Source: RefSeq, a predicted model, not a curated record